This is a messenger RNA of Trifolium pratense (red clover), 1302 nucleotides long. RefSeq names its product transcription factor MYB1. The record is from RefSeq and is a predicted model, not a curated record. Gene Ontology annotation, cellular component: nucleus. Gene Ontology annotation, biological process: regulation of DNA-templated transcription. Gene Ontology annotation, molecular function: RNA polymerase II cis-regulatory region sequence-specific DNA binding; DNA-binding transcription factor activity, RNA polymerase II-specific. The coding region runs from base 102 to 1097 and encodes 331 amino acids. The transcript has 2 exons. NCBI's taxonomy places the organism in Eukaryota, Viridiplantae, Streptophyta, Magnoliopsida, Fabales, Fabaceae.
GAAUAGAUGACACUGACCAUUUUCUUCAACUGCCGAAACAUUUGCGCGAAUAUUUAUUUAACUAACCCUUUUUCAUUUUUGUUUUUUCAAACGUAACCGUCAUGGAACAAGAAGAACCUAACGUUACGGCGGUCCCCGCCGGAAGCAGCGAUGAAGCUUUACUCGCAUUAGGUGAAGAUGAUGUCAGCAACGGUAACAAAGUUAAAGGUCCUUGGUCUCCUGAAGAAGACGCCGUUCUCAGCCGUCUUGUUAGUCAGUUCGGUGCUAGAAAUUGGAGUCUCAUCGCUCGUGGGAUCUCUGGAAGAUCCGGUAAGUCAUGUCGUCUCCGCUGGUGUAAUCAACUUGACCCUUCCGUUAAACGCAAGCCCUUCACUGAUGAGGAGGACCGGGCUAUAGUUGCUGCUCAUGCAAUCCAUGGAAACAAAUGGGCAGCCAUUGCCAGGCUUCUACCAGGAAGAACAGAUAAUGCCAUUAAGAACCACUGGAACUCUACUUUGAGGCGUCGGGGAAUUGACCAGAUUAGAUUAGAAUCUGGUAUCAUGGUGGAAGCCAAAGCAUCAUCGGAAGAAACUCUAUCAUGUGGAGAUGUUAAUUCUUUGAAAUCCUCAGAAGGAAGAGAUGUUAGCUCUAUGGAGAUUGUGGCCGGUAAACAUGAAGGCAAUGCAAGGACUGAUGAAGUCAGGGAUCCUCCGACCCUUUUUAAGCCUGUCGCACGUGUAAGUGCUUUUAACGUGUACAACACUUUCAAUGGUUCACAGCCUUCAACAUCAGUUCCAAGACCUGUUCCAAUGCAAGGACCUAUUUUACAUCCGCCAAAAUCAGAUGCGGAAAUUUGUAAAAUGCUCAACAGAACUAUUGGUGACCGGUCGGUGCCUAACCAGUGUGGUCAUGGAUGCUGUUCUUCUCUAAAUGGUAACAGCUCAAAAAUCUCUCUGUUGGGACCAGAAUUCAUUGAGUAUUCAGAACCUCAGUCUUUCCCAAGUUUUGAGCUGGCUGCAAUAGCUACAGACAUUAGUAACCUUGCUUGGCUUAAAAGUGGAUUGGAGAAUAGUAGUGUCAAAAUGAUGGGUGAUACUGCAGGCAGGGUUAAUAUGUAAUGGAUUAUAAUUACAUAUUGGAUUGGAUGGAUGUGCAUAAAGUCUAUACUGAUUUCAAACUUAGUAGUAAACAAAAUCUUGGGAUUUGAUAAUGAUGUGAAUCAUUGUAAUAAUGUAUAUGAAUUUGGGGCAUUGACUGAGUGAGUAGUGAUUAGAUCUUAUAUAAUUUACUUGGAAUUGCUGGUACAUUUUUUUAAUGAAUAAG